CCUCAAAAGAAAAGAGAGAGUAUCAAGGAAGUGGUUGGAGAUUCGUGUGCACCGUGGUAAAGUUUGGGAUCAGUAGGCUACAAUAAUGUGUGACGAAUGUUUAAAAAAAAUGCAUUUUAAAAAUUUUCCAGCCUUGAUAAUUUAAGAAAGGAGUGGUAGAUGGCAACACCACUGACUCCAGUUACAAACCUCCGGCCAGGGGAAGCAACUCACAGCAAACCUCCAGCCAGUAUGGAGAAGUCCUCCAAUGUCCACCCCAGUCAUCUACCGAGAUCCAGAAUGAAGCCCAGGAGGGAGAGCGAGAGGGGAUCCACAGUGCCUCCCAGAGGUAACCGGCAAAGGUCAUCAAAGGCAGGCCGGCUCUCUGAAGCAUCAUCAGCGAGGAAAGAGAGGCUACAGAAGGACAAACCAGGGACGAAUGAGGUGAAGGUGGAGCAGGAGACAGAAGUGAAGUUGAAGUCUACUGUGGUGGAUAUAGACAGAGUGAGAGAUGACGAGGUCAAGGAGGAGAACCCGGGGUUCUUGGAAGCAGCGGAGCAGGAAGAAGGUUUGAAGCACAAGAACCUGGGAGUGUUUGAGUGGCUGCUGAUGGUCUUUGUCUUGGCUCUGGUUCUCCUCUUCCUCCCUCUGUCCAUCUGGUUCUGUUUCAAAGUAGUAAGGGAGCAUGAGAGAGCUGUGAUCUUCAGAUUGGGUCACCUGCUGCGUGGAAGACCCAGAGGUCCAGGCCUUCUCUUCUACCUCCCACUCCUUGAUGUGUGUCACAAGGUUGAUAUCCGACUGAAAAUGCUUAAGGUUCCUCCUCACACGGUGGUGACAAAGGACUUGGUAAGGCCAGAGCUGGGCGCAGUGUGUUAUUACCAGAUAGAGAACGUGGCUCUGUGCAGCACAGCUCUGUCCAGUCUGACCACAGUGUUGCAGACUCUGGUCCAGGCAGCGGUCAGAGAUGUUUUCGCCCAACACACAUUCAGCCACAUCCUGCUGCACAGGAGGAGGGUCGGCCAGCAGAUACAAGCAGCUGUUGACUCCGUUGCUUGUCGCUGGGGAAUCCGGGUGGAGAGAGCAGACAUAGACGAGCUCAGUUUUCCUGUGGAGUUACAGCAGAGUCUGGCUGCCGAGGCUGAGCUCAAGAGACAACAGCAGGCUAGGGUAAAAGCAGCAGAAGGAGAGACAACUGCCUGGGAAGGGUUCAGGGCCUCCUUCCGUCACCUCCAUCCUGCCCUGGUCCUUCCAAUCCCCCCAGAUCUCCUCAGUCUGACCUCUGACCACUCAUCUCUACCUCCACCUCCUCCUCCUGCUGUGGAAGAAGCAGAAGGAAUGACAGAGGAGGAGCCAGAAACAGACUCGCCAAUGAUGUGACAGACUGUCAACAGAUAAAAUGUUAACUAUUAUAAUUAUUAUUUUUAAACAAGAUUUUGAUCAUAUGUUAAAGACAACAUACCUCAAGCCAUUUGAGCACUGUUUAAGAUAUGAGUUUAUCUUUUUUUUUUCUUCAAGCAAACUCAGUGUUUGAAAUUUGGCUGGUUUAAACUGAGCUUUGCACCAAAUUCCCUCAAAGCAUUACUGAGAUAUCGCAUUCACAAGGAUAUGACGUUUUUAUAUAUGCAGUCAACCCGAAAACACAAUGCCUCUGGACCUGGCUGUCGCCAGCAUGGAGACAUAAAAAUAAUGUUCAGUCCUCAUAUAUAUAGAACAUAUAUAAUCACUUUGUGAAGCUCUUUCAAUUUUUUGGGGAUAGUGCC
Seriola aureovittata is the source of this 1739-nucleotide messenger RNA. It is a transcript of the gene nphs2, whose product is annotated as NPHS2 stomatin family member, podocin. Gene Ontology annotation, cellular component: plasma membrane. Bases 160 to 1356 code for a protein of 398 amino acids. The record is from RefSeq and is a predicted model, not a curated record. The transcript is spliced from 9 exons. NCBI's taxonomy places the organism in Eukaryota, Metazoa, Chordata, Actinopteri, Carangiformes, Carangidae.